GAGUACCCCAUGUGCCCCUCUUAGAAUUUUUCAUCAAUUCCCACAUAGAUAUUCAUACCUCAUCCUCUUUCUUCAUAGGUCACUUGAGUUUUGGUUUGAAGUUAGAGAAAAAGCUAGACUAUCAAAGGUAAAAGUCUUAACUCUACUUUGUCAAAGUUUGGGUUUUUGCUCUUAGAUAAGUUUGCAUGUUGGUGUAAACCGAUUUGUUGUAUUUUGGGGAGUAUAUAAAUGUAGAGAAAAGGCUAAGAAAAGGUUUGAAGAGCUAGAAGUCUCCUAGAUCACAACCAAAGUCAUCAAGAGGUUAUCUGUUAUCCGCUGCUUUUCAAGGUGAAGUUGUGAACAUUGUAAUUUCUUUUAUGUCAGAACAGGCCAUAUUCUUUUUGGAAACAAUUGGGUUGCUGGGUGAGUAUUGUCCUUCAUCAAGAAAAAAGAACAGGUCCUUAUUAAAAGUUGUUGGCUGUAUGCAUCUCGGGCCAUUUGAGGAAUACUCUUGGUGUGGUUGCAAGUGUAUGCAACCUUUUCUGGCUGCUGAAGAUCAAUCCAUUAUCCUAGAAGAAAAGACUUUGGCUGCUUAUACUCUACAUUCCAGCAUUUCUCUGCUGUGACACUGACAUCCACUUUUACUUAAAUUACAACUCUAUUGUUGAAGUGAAGAUGGCUUUACAGAACAUAGGUGCUGCAAAUAGUGAUGAUGCCUUCUACCGGUAUAAGAUGCCAAAAAUGAUUACGAAAAUUGAGGGCAGGGGAAAUGGCAUCAAGACAAAUGUUGUCAACAUGGUUGACAUUGCAAAGGCUUUGGCAAGGCCAGCAUCUUACGCUACAAAGUAUUUUGGUUGUGAGCUUGGAGCCCAGUCUAAAUUUGAUGAGAAAACUGGAACUUCUCUUGUUAACGGGGCGCAUGAAACUGCUAAGCUAGCUGGACUUCUUGAGAAUUUUAUAAAGAAAUAUGUCCAGUGCUAUGGUUGUGGAAACCCAGAAACUGAGAUAGUGAUUACAAAAACUCAGAUGCUCCAACUGAAAUGUGCUGCAUGUGGGUUCGUGUCUGAUGUGGAUAUGAGGGACAAGCUUACCAGUUUCAUUCUUAAGAACCCACCUGAACAGAAGAAGGGAUCCAAAGACAAGAAGGCAAUGAGAAGAGCUGAGAAAGAACGAAUGAAGGAAGGAGAGGCUGCUGAUGAGGAGCAAAAGAAAGUGAAGAAGGAUGUGAAGAAGAAGGGCACAUCAUCAAAAGAUAGCACUGCCAAAAAUAGCUCUUCCAGAAAGAAAGCAAGUGGAUCUGAUGAUGAUCAUUCAUCACCUCCGCAAAGCCAUGUUGAUGAGAAGGAAGAAGUUGACGACGACGACGAUGUUCAAUGGCAAACUGAUACAUCGCUCGAGGCAGCUCGCCAGAGAAUUCAAGAGCAGUUGAGUGCUGUAACAGCUGAUAUGGUUAUGCUCUCUACAAAUGAGCCAGACAAAAAAACCAAGGCAGCAACCAUAACAAGUGAUAUGGUUAUGCUCUCUACAAAUGAGCCAGACAAAAAGACCAAGGCAGCAACCAUAACAAGUGAUAGUGCUCAGAAUGGAAACUCAGUUGCUCCAGUGAAACUUCUUGAUGAACUGAAAGCAAGCGUAAUGAAAGGUGCCUCAGCCAAUCAGCUGCAGUCCCUUCUAGCGUCUUCUCCGGAAUCAGCUCAGGAGAAGAUGACUCUUUUGUUUGAGGCACUCUUUGACGGUGUUGAAAAAGGGUUCACAAAGGUAGUGACCAAAAAUAAAAAUUACAUUGCUGUUGCUUCUGCUCAGGAGGGAUGUCAGCUGCUAUUACUUAAAGCUAUCGAGGCUUUUUUCAAAAGGUUGACAUCUAGUUCUAUGAAAGAAGUUGCACUGGUUCUAAAAGCAUUGUACGAUGUCGACAUCCUGGAGGAAGAGUACAUAAUGCAGUGGUUUGGAGAAGGAUCGAAAGGAGGCAGCAAAGAGUCCCAGAUUUGGAAGAAUGCACAACCCUUCAUUGAUUGGCUUCAGAGUGCUGAGUCAGAAACCGAGGAUGAAUAAUUAUGUGUUUAGUUUUCUUUUUACGAGUCUUGAAUUAUUUGGUGUAUUGUGAUGAAAUCUUAAAUACCUCUGCGUGUGGUACCAUUGCUAUUAUUGUUUUAAUGUCUGUUACCAUUGCUAAGCUGUUGCUGGUUCUACUUUGUAUGGGAGUUCUUGAGUGGUCUACGUAUGGUUUGUAUGGUUUACGUAUGGUUGUAGUAGUAUUCUACUUUGAAGUACUUUUUCAUAAGGAAAAUUUACAUGUCAUAUUGUUUUUGGCAUUUUAAUUCCAAAA
This is a messenger RNA of Humulus lupulus (European hop), 2305 nucleotides long. Its product is annotated as eukaryotic translation initiation factor 5-like. The record is from RefSeq and is a predicted model, not a curated record. Gene Ontology annotation, biological process: formation of cytoplasmic translation initiation complex; translational initiation; formation of translation preinitiation complex. The transcript has 2 exons. Gene Ontology annotation, cellular component: cytosol. Gene Ontology annotation, molecular function: eukaryotic initiation factor eIF2 binding; translation initiation factor activity; GDP-dissociation inhibitor activity. Lineage: Eukaryota; Viridiplantae; Streptophyta; Magnoliopsida; Rosales; Cannabaceae. Bases 655 to 2031 code for a protein of 458 amino acids.